Messenger RNA from Bipolaris oryzae ATCC 44560, 243 nucleotides. RefSeq lists its product as uncharacterized. The record is from RefSeq and is a predicted model, not a curated record. The transcript has a single exon. Lineage: Eukaryota; Fungi; Ascomycota; Dothideomycetes; Pleosporales; Pleosporaceae. The coding region runs from base 1 to 243 and encodes 80 amino acids.
AUGCCACUUCGAGCAGACCUUGUCAUUUUGCCAAGGACGGAUGUGCAGUUCAUUUUGGCAAUGAGCAAACCUGGGCAAGCUUACACUGAGCCAUACCCAGAUCAAGAAUCGGUCCACAUGUACUCCCUGCACAAAAUCAUGUGCCAUGCCAGAUGCAAUAUAUACACUGGACCACGUAACCGCCAAUUCGCUCUGGAUAGCAUCUUUGGGGUGGCUGGGGGUCACACGCGCCUUGUAGAAUGA